GAACCGGAAACCAAAACACUACAUCCUGCUUACGUCUACGGCCUUCAGAAUAAAAGCACAUCUUUAACUGUCAGACCUCAUUAUGUGCUGUAGAGAGUGUGUCAGGGAAUGGUUUUUCUUUUACAAGUUAAUUGCAGUGUUGACAUUUUUGUUUGACACUUUUUGUGUUAACAUUUUGAAGAAAUGCUAUAGGAGCUAAUUACUUCCGGGUUGUUGUUGUUAGCAUUAGCUCUGGAGUGUGGAGUGAUUGAGCACCAGGAAUGAACCUUCAGAGCCUCCGUAUGUGUGAAUCAAGUUGUGAAUGGACUUUAUUCUGUUCCCCUUCCUCUCACUACAAACAUCUGAUGGUAGCUUAGCAGGCUAACUGCAUACACACACAGGGAGUGUUUGACGGAGAGCAAACCGAGUUGGUGACAAGAAGUCGUUGUGAUCGUGUGAAAAUGUCUAAAGUCCAAAUGCUGAGAGCUUUAGUGAACCAGAGACUAAGUGUGGCUGCUGCAGAGAUCUUUGAAGUGUUUGAAACAACGAUAGCAGAUUACGAGGAGCAACUGUGUCGAUCCAGAGAAGAGAGCGAGCGGAAACAAAGACUACUGGACGCUGUUCUCAGUCCUCAGCUUCGUUUACACCGAGCAGAGCGUCCUGCAGAUGUCCAGCAGCCGUUGGUGAGUAAAGCAGAGCUUCCCCCUGAGCAGCAGGAGUGGAGCACUAGUCUGGACCAGGAGGACCCUGAGCCCCCACACAUCAAAGAGGAACAUGAGGAACUGUGGAGCAGUCAGGAGGAAGAACAGCUUCAAGGACUGGAGGAGGUGAAAGAGGAGGAGGAGCAAGCUCAGUCCUCACAGCUUCAUCAGAGACAAAAUGAGGAGAUUAGAGACUCUGUGGAAGAAGCAGAACCAGCUGUGAGCUCAGAGACAGAGAGGUCUUUCCACCCAGAGACUGAGGACCGGAGUGGAGACUCUUCAGAACAUGAGGCUGAAGACAGACUCGUACAGAAACAGGCCGAGGAAGCACAUUUAGGUCCAAACUUUUUAAACAAUGACGAGUAUGACUCUCAUGUGAAACUGUUCCGCUGCUCUCAGUGUGGCAAAUGUUUCAAUCAAAACUCAAAUCUAAAGACACACAUGAGAAUCCACACAGGAGAGAAACCUUUCUGCUGCUCUGUGUGUGGGAAAAGAUUUGCCCAGAAGGCUCAUCUGCAGAAUCAUGUGAAAUGUCACACGGGAGAAAAACCGUACGGAUGUUCACUUUGUGACAAACGUUUUUCCCGCUGUGAACACUUACAGCUUCACAUGAGAACACACACAGGGGAGAAACCCUUCAACUGCAACACCUGUGACAAAAGGUUCACCUGACUUUAUCAGUUCAAAAACCACAAGUGUGGAGGGGGGUCAUCACAGUGUCACGAACUGUGGAGCAGUCAGGAGGAAGAACAGCUUCAAGGACUGGAGGAGGCUGAUAGCACCAAGUUCCCCUUCACUCCUGUCUCUGUGAAGAGUGAAGAUGAUGAAGCUCAGCCCUCACAGCUUCAUCAGAGACAAACUGAACAGAUGGAGACAGGAGCUGAUGGAGAGGACUGUGGAGGAGAAGAACCAGCCGCGAUGUUACACCCCCGAACAUUUAACUGCUUCUUUGAACACUUCUAGUGAUCGUUGUGGAGCACCUCAGGUGGACUCUUUGUUUGAGGUGAGACGCUGAUGUCUUAAACUGAAGGAGUCUCAUUUCUGCAGCUUUAAUGAAACACACUGACCUGUGAUCAGUUCAGCUGCUGUGUGUGUGUGUGUGUGUGUGUGUGUGUGUGUGUGUGUGCGUGCGUGCGUGCGUGCGUGCGUGCGUGCGUGCGUGCGUGCGUGUGUGUGCGCGCGCGCGCGGUGUAUGGUG
Messenger RNA from Labrus mixtus (cuckoo wrasse), 1878 nucleotides. RefSeq names its product zinc finger protein 813-like. Lineage: Eukaryota; Metazoa; Chordata; Actinopteri; Labriformes; Labridae. The transcript is spliced from 2 exons. The record is from RefSeq and is a predicted model, not a curated record. The coding region runs from base 441 to 1352 and encodes 303 amino acids. Gene Ontology annotation, cellular component: nucleus.